CUCCGGCUGUGCUAAUGCUAACAACUUUAGCUUCAAAGACAAGUCGUUUGAGCUGUAACUUCACCGAAUUUGUGUAAAAAUGGCUCGAUAUAAAUGUGCCUACAACUGCGAAAACUCGGGCGAUGCAGACAUCAAGUAUUUUAAGUUUCCCUUGUACAACGCUCGGAAGCUGAAGAAAUGGCUUGUCAACAUGAAGUGGGAGGACUGGACUCCGACUCGCUUCUCAGUGCUGUGCAUCAACCACUUCGAGGAUCAAUACAUCAACAGAGCGGGGAAGUCUGUGACCCUUCGAGAUGACGCCGUUCCCACCUUAUUUUCAGAAAAUACACAAAAGGAGAAGCCGUCCAUCACUUCCAGACGUAAGAGAAACAAGCCGGCCGCUGAUAAAGCCACAAAGAAAGACUCGGCUCAGUCGAACAGCAACACCACAGCAAAGCAGAGCAGCAGGAGCAAAGAGCAGAGCCCCGCCCCGCAGAACGCUCCCAGAGACGCCAGAAAGCCGGAGAGAUGGAGAGUCGUCAUGGACGAAAAACUGAUGAAGAUCAAAUCAUUUCCUCAUUUCUUUCAUGGGGACUACUGUGUUCCUCAGAGUAUUCACUGGGCUCCUGAUGAUGGUUUGGUUACGGAGCAAAAAGAUUGUGACAACCUGAUAGAAGUGAAGGAGCCGUGGCAGUGGCUCGGCCUGGACGUCCGGGGGCCGUUCGCUCAGACGCACAAUGGCCACAGAUACAUCCUGACGGUCGCGGACCUCUACUCCAAGUGGGUGGAGGCCGUUCCCAUGAACACCUGCCUCCCGCAUGAAGUGGCCAAGAGCGUGGAGGACGUCAUCGCACACUUCGGGUACCCGGUCCGAAUCCUGUCCAGGCUGCCUCACGACGUCGUCCAGAAAAUCAACCUGGAGCUGAAAGAGAAGCUGAAGGUUUCCAUUCCUCUGCUGGUCCACCACCAGCAGACCGGCACGGCGGACAUGAACACGCUGCAGAUGAUCGACAGGAUGGUGAGCGACCUGAUGGAGCAGCACGCUGCAGACUGGGACGUCUACCUGCCCGCUCAGGUGUUCGGCCUGUGCUUCAGAGAGCAUCCGCACACCAAAGAGAGGCCGUUCUCCGCGCUCUGCUGCAAAGGACCGGAGCCGGUCCGCUCCGCCAGGGGACUCGACCUGACGUACUCCCAGAUCAGAGAGAGCGUCUUUGUGAUCAGAUAGAAGCUCACUGGGUUGGAUUGGGUUUCAUCAAAGGAAGAGGAAUAUUUCAGAUCAGCACAGUGGAAACGACGACGGGAGGAUUUCAUCAUGAAAUCUUCAUCCUCCCAAAAAAUCCUGACGUUUUUCCACGGAUGCACAUAAAAAGUGUACUCCUCCUCGUUUGUGUUUUUUACCCUGAGAAGGCUGUUUUAAGUCUUUGAAUGUGUUCAUUUGGUUUCAAGUUUUGCACACGACAGAAAAGCAGCAGAGUAAAUUUAGAGAUGCUGCUUUACCUGAACGCUUUUGCUGUGUUUAUGAAGUUGUAAAUCAUGUAAAUAAAUCUUUUCGUAUUGAAAA
Molecule: messenger RNA, 1540 nt
Organism: Salarias fasciatus (jewelled blenny)
Lineage: Eukaryota; Metazoa; Chordata; Actinopteri; Blenniiformes; Blenniidae
Exons: 12
Coding region: 80-1204 (374 amino acids)
Biological process (GO): regulation of transcription by RNA polymerase II
Cellular component (GO): nucleus
Molecular function (GO): DNA-binding transcription factor activity; RNA polymerase II cis-regulatory region sequence-specific DNA binding
Source: RefSeq, a predicted model, not a curated record